This is a messenger RNA of Andrographis paniculata, 2021 nucleotides long. RefSeq names its product calcium-dependent protein kinase 10-like. The record is from RefSeq and is a predicted model, not a curated record. NCBI's taxonomy places the organism in Eukaryota, Viridiplantae, Streptophyta, Magnoliopsida, Lamiales, Acanthaceae. Bases 130 to 1746 code for a protein of 538 amino acids. Gene Ontology annotation, biological process: protein autophosphorylation; peptidyl-serine phosphorylation; intracellular signal transduction. Gene Ontology annotation, cellular component: cytoplasm; nucleus. The transcript has 7 exons. Gene Ontology annotation, molecular function: calcium-dependent protein serine/threonine kinase activity; calmodulin binding; calcium ion binding.
UUCUUCAAUUUUCUCGUCAUGCUCUGUUUCUCCGCCGCCGCUCACCACCACCGCCGCCGCCGCUGACGGAGGCGCCGCGCCUUCAUUUCCAAGUGUAUUCAACAAAGAAGCAACUUGAAAAAAUUCUACAUGGGGAACUGCAACGCCUGUAUAAGACCUUCAGAAGCGAAGUCGCCGGCGCCGGCGCCGACGCCGAGGAAGCACCGGGAGCGGUACCCUAAUCCCUACGCGCAAUCGCCGGCGUCGAUCCGCGUGCUGAAGGAUUUCAUUCCGCGGACGAAAAUCACCGACAAGUACAUCCUCGGCCGCGAGCUCGGCCGCGGCGAGUUCGGCGUGACGUACCUCUGCACCGACCGCGAAACUCGCGAAGCUCUGGCGUGUAAAUCAAUCUCGAAGAAGAAGCUCCGGACGGCGGUCGACAUAGAGGACGUCCGCCGCGAGGUCGCCAUCAUGUCGAGCCUGCCUGACCAUCCGAACGUCGUGAAGCUACGCGCCACCUACGAAGACGACGACGCCGUCCAUUUGGUGAUGGAGCUCUGCGAAGGCGGCGAGCUCUUCGACAGAAUCGUCGCCCGCGGCCACUACAGCGAGCGCGCCGCCGCCGCCGUCGCGAGGACCAUCGCCGAAGUCGUCCGUAUGUGUCACCACCACGGCGUUAUGCACCGCGAUUUGAAGCCGGAAAACUUCCUCUUCGCCAAUAAGAAGGAGAAUUCCGCUCUUAAGGCAAUCGAUUUUGGACUGUCCGUCUUCUUCAAGCCUGGGGAUAAAUUCACGGAGAUUGUAGGGAGUCCAUACUACAUGGCGCCAGAGGUUCUGAAGAGGAACUACGGACCUGAAGUAGACAUAUGGAGUGCUGGUGUGAUUCUCUAUAUUUUGUUGUGUGGUGUUCCUCCAUUUUGGGCAGAAAACGAGCAAGGAGUUGCCUUGGCAAUCUUGAGAGGUGUGCUGGACUUCAAGAGGGAGCCAUGGCCUCAAGUUUCAGAAAGUGCAAAAAGCCUUGUGAGGCAGAUGCUUGAACCUGAUCCCCAAAAGCGUUUGACAGCUCAACAAGUGCUUGAUCACCCGUGGAUACAAAAUGCAAAGAAGGCUUCGAACGUCCCAUUGGGGGACAUAGUGAGGGCAAGACUCAAGCAAUUCUCCGUCAUGAACAAGUUCAAGAAGAAAGCAUUGCGGGUAAUCGCCGAGCAUUUAUCUGUGGAAGAAGUCGAAGUAAUCCGAGAUAUGUUUGCGCUGAUGGACACAGACAAUGAUGGGAAGGUGACGUACGACGAACUAAAAGCUGGUCUUCGGAAAGUGGGAUCCCAACUAGCCGAGCCUGAGAUCAAACUACUCAUGGAUGUGGCCGAUGUAGAUGGAAACGGAGUCUUGGACUAUGGGGAGUUUGUCGCGGUGACUAUCCACUUACAAAGGAUGGAGAACGACGAGCAUUUCCGGAGAGCGUUCAUGUUCUUUGACAAAGACGGGAGCGGACAUAUCGAACUCAACGAAUUAAGAGAAGCUUUAGUCGACGAAUCGGGCGAACCCGAGCUUGAAGUACUCAACGACAUUAUGCGCGAGGCUGAUCUAGACAAGGAUGGUCGAAUCAGCUACGACGAGUUUGUUGCCAUGAUGAAAACCGGGACGGACUGGAGAAAGGCGUCCCGGCAGUAUUCCCGGGAGCGGUUCAAGAGCUUGAGCCUCAAUCUAAUGAAAGAUGGAUCUUUGCAGCUGCAGGAUGGCUUCACAGGUCAGACAGUCGUCGUUUAAUUUUUUAAAUUCUGAAGCGAAUGGUGUCGGCUUCAAGAGCGACGAGAAUUCCUGUUUUCGGGUCGGGUCGGGUCGGGUCGAUGUGGUUUUAAAAUUGGUAGAUUAGAGAUUUUGUGGGUUAUUGUGUUGUAUAUUUUUGUUUUGUGUGUUUGUGAUGUGUUGUGUAUAUGAUCUUUGAUGGUGUUGGUUUUGGUGAUUUGGGAUUUGUGAUAUUUGGAAGUGUAUUCAUUUUAUUCAAAGUUGGAAUUACAUCACCUUACUAUUUUGUUCUAAAA